Molecule: messenger RNA, 2270 nt
Organism: Pteropus alecto (black flying fox)
Lineage: Eukaryota; Metazoa; Chordata; Mammalia; Chiroptera; Pteropodidae
Gene: SLC37A2
Product: solute carrier family 37 member 2
Biological process (GO): glucose-6-phosphate transport; phosphate ion transmembrane transport
Cellular component (GO): endoplasmic reticulum membrane
Molecular function (GO): glucose 6-phosphate:phosphate antiporter activity
Source: RefSeq, a predicted model, not a curated record
UGCACCCUCCUCCGUCCAUCUCGCCACCUCCCUCAGGCAACAGCCAGCAAGAUGCGGUCCUCCUUGGCUCUGGGCGUCCGGUUCCUCCGCGCCUUCUCCAGGGACAGCUGGUACCGAGGCUUCAUCCUGCUGCUCACCUUCUUAAUUUAUACCUGUUAUCACAUGUCCAGGAAGCCCAUCAGUGUUGUCAAGAGCCGUCUGCACCAGAACUGCUCAGAGUUAAUCAGACCCUUCAAUGACACUCACGAUCCCAACGACACCACGUGGUGUGACUGGAGUCCGUUUGACAAGAGCAACUACAAGGAGUUACUGGGGGCCGUGGACAAUGCCUUCCUCGUGGCCUAUGCCAUCGGCAUGUUCAUCAGUGGGAUUUUUGGAGAGCGGCUCCCUCUCCGUUACUACCUUUCAGCCAGUGGCCUUUUCACCUCGCUCUUUGGCCUGGGAUAUUUCUGGAACAUCCACGUGCUCUGGUAUUUUGUGCUCAUUCAGAUCUGUAAUGGUCUCGUCCAGACCACAGGCUGGCCCUCGGUUGUGACCUGCGUUGGCAACUGGUUCGGGAAGGGGAAGCGGGGCUUCAUCAUGGGCAUCUGGAAUUCCCAUACGUCCAUGGGCAACAUCCUGGGCUCCUUGAUCGCUGGCGUCUGGGUGAGCGGGCAGUGGGGCUUGUCCUUCGUGGUGCCAGGCAUCAUCACCGCUGCCAUGGGCAUCGUCACCUUCUUCUUUCUCAUUGAGUAUCCCGAAGAUGUGGACUGCAGCUCCCCCCAGCACCACAGCGGGCCGGAAGGGAACCAGAACUACCCCGAGGACUCUGGGAAUAGCCCCUACUGUCACCAGGAGAGCAGCCUUGAGACAACGGCCAGAUGCUCCAAGGAGCCAAGUGCUCAGCCUGUUGCCAUCAGCUUCUGUGGCGCGCUCAUGAUCCCGGGCGUGAUCGAGUUCUCUCUGUGUCUGCUCUUUGCCAAGCUGGUCAGCUAUACCUUUCUAUACUGGCUUCCCCUCUACAUCUUCAAUGUGGCUCACUUUAAUGCCCAGGAAGCUGGGGACUUGUCUACACUCUUUGAUGUUGGUGGCAUCAUAGGCGGCAUCCUGGCGGGCCUCAUCUCUGACUACACCAAUGGCAGGGCCACCACCUGCUGCGUCAUGCUGAUCUUGGCCGCCCCCAUGCUAUUCCUGUACAACCACUUCGGCCAGAAUGGGAUUGUCAGCUCCAUAGCAAUGCUGAUUGUCUGUGGGGCCCUGGUCAAUGGCCCUUAUGCGCUCAUCACCACUGCUGUCUCAGCUGACUUGGGGACUCACAAGAGCCUGAAGGGCAAUGCAAAGGCACUGUCUACCGUCACGGCCAUCAUCGACGGCACCGGGUCCAUAGGUGCAGCUCUGGGGCCUCUGCUGGCCGGGCUCAUUUCCCCUACAGGCUGGAACAAUGUCUUUUACAUGCUCAUCUCUGCUGACGUCCUGGCCUGCCUGCUCCUCUGCCGGUUGGUGUACAAAGAGAUCAUGGCUUGGAAGUCGUCCCUGAGCAAAGACACAGGGUAUAAAGAAAUCUGAGGCCUCCAUUGGAAGAGAAGCGUGGAGGGCCCCCGUGGGUCCCAAAGUAUUCCCCCGGGCAAGACAAUUAAAACUGCCGCAGACUGCUGAGGCAAAGCCUCCGGACCUAACACCAGCCCGCAGGAACGCUAAGGGACAGGGGCAGAGUCUCCAUGGGAAGCGGACCGCCAGGCGGAAGGGAUGGGGUCAGGGCUGAACGGUGUCUCCAUUUUGCUGAGGGAAAGAUCUGUGGAGACUCCUGCUAGUCCGGAUUCCAGGACAGAAGGCAGAGGCUCCACAGGACCAAGGCCAGAAAAGGCGCAGCCCUCCUUCCCGUGUGAAAUCUGAACCUCUGUAAUCAGCCUGUACCUACCAGUGGGAUUCUGACCCUACGUAAGGUGCUGCCCAGGCUUUCUUCGUCCCUUUGACCACAAGGCUUUUUUCUCUCCGUAUGAUCCUGUUUCUGACGCCUGACCCAUUUAGAUUAAAGUAUUAUUGCUAUAAUCUCCAGGGCUGGGACUAAGGUGAGGGAAGGAAGUCUCACCCUUGAGCUGGGGCCUGCGCUGCUCCUGAGAGUGAGGGCCUCCCCUGCCUCAACCUUGUCCGAGCCCUCUGUGUCCUGAGUGGAAGAUGAUAUGCGAGGACAGUAUUGUGGGGGCAGAGGGGGCAUGGAGGCCAUGACCGAAAAUGCCAGUGUGUGUUUUGAUAAAAAUACCAGUGUUUUUUUUUUUUAAAUUAAAUUUAUU